Molecule: messenger RNA, 1890 nt
Organism: Eimeria necatrix
Lineage: Eukaryota; Apicomplexa; Conoidasida; Eucoccidiorida; Eimeriidae
Product: succinate-semialdehyde dehydrogenase, putative
Exons: 1
Coding region: 1-1890 (629 amino acids)
Molecular function (GO): succinate-semialdehyde dehydrogenase (NAD+) activity
Source: RefSeq, a predicted model, not a curated record
AUGACUCUCCGCCACGGCUUUGCGGCCCUUCGACAGCCGCUGCACUCUUUAUCCGGCAAAAUAGAUAAAAUAUAUCAGCUGAAUCCCAGAAUUCCAUCUUCAUGCAGUCGACGCUCUGGUAGUUCUGCUUUUCGCUUCCACCAAGCAGAAGGGGGCCUCUUGGAGGGCCCCCCAGGGGGCCCCUCAAAUCUCUCUUGCGGCGGGCGCUGCCUCAGCACGUCGACAGCGAGUUCAGCUCUUCCUGAAAUAACUCCUGCAAUUGUGGGCUCAUUGCUUGUCAAGGACCCUAAUGAGCCGUUGCCUGUGGCUGCUGAGACUGCAAGUAGCAGCAGGAGCAGCAGCACGAGCAGCAGCACGAGCACAAGCAGCGGCAGCGGAAGCGGCAGCAGCGAGCGGUGUGGGGGACCUGAGCCGUACGUAACAGUGUAUGAGCCCAGCACUGGGGAGGCCAUAGCUCGCACUCCAAAUUUGGGGAGUGCUUGGGUUUCAGCCGCUGUUGCUGUUGCUGCUGCAGCGCAGCGUGAUUGGGCGCGCAGCAGCGUGCUGGCCCGCAGUACUUUGCUGCUGCAGUGGUUCAAGCUGGUGGAAGAGCGCAAGGAGGCCUUGGCUGCACUCAUAACAGCAGAAGCAGGAAAGCCUGUUCCUGAGGGACGUCAAGAGGCCGUUUAUGGGGCCUCCUACGUGCGCUGGGCUGCUGAGGCUGCGCGGCAGCACAAUGGAUUGACUAUUCCUGCUGCUGCUGGCAGCAGCAAACUGCAGUUUACUGUCAAGGAACCCCUGGGGGUGUGCGCCCUUAUCACCCCUUUCAACUUCCCUCUUGCCAUGGCUGCUCGCAAAGCAGCAGCAGCACUAGCAGCAGGAAACGCCUGUCUGCUGCGCCCCUCUGAAGAGGCCCCGCUGUCGGCGUUGGCCUUGGCAGCAGCAGCAAGGGAGGCGGGCCUCCCCCCCGGGCUGCUGAAUGUGCUGCCGUCGUGCCGUGCGGGUGCUGCUGCGUUUGCUGCUGCUGUUGCUGCAGCGCCGCAGGUGCGGCUGCUGUCCUUUACGGGCUCCACCGCUGUGGGGCGCCAGCUAUACAGACAGUGUGCAGACACUGUGAAACGGCUGCAGCUCGAGCUCGGGGGAAAUGCCCCAUUUGUUGUUUUUGCUGAUGCUGAUAUAAACGAGGCAGUCUUGGGGCUGCUGGCUUCGAAGCUGCGCUGCUCGGGCCAGGCUUGCAUCAGCCCCAAUCGCGUGUACGUACACCGCAGCGUCUUCGCCGAAUUCACGAGAAAGGCCACGAAGCUUUUCAAAGACCAAACAGUAGGGGACCCCAAGACCCACGGGGUGGCUGUGGGGCCUCUCAUCAACCACGCCGCGGUGGACCGCGCGGAACAGCUGGUCAAGGAUGCUCUAGAGAAGGGGGCUAAGCUGCUGCUGGGCGGCAGCAGGCUGGAGGCCCCCAGGGGAGCGGCGCCCUCAAAGGCCCGCGGGGCCCCGGGGGCCCCCCAGGGCCCAGGGCCCAAGGGUCCCUGGGCCGCUGGCGGCAGCUUUUUUGAAGUGACAGUCCUAGACUGCCGCGAGAUGGCAGCGGACGCUCGCGUGCUGCGGGAGGAGUUGUUUGGCCCGAUUGUGUGUCUGUACGAGUUUGAGACUGAAGAAGAAGCAGCAGCAAAGUGCAACGACUCGGAAGCUGGGCUUGCUGCUUACUUUUACACACAAAGUGCGGGCAGGGCUGUGCGCUUCGCUCAGCUGCUGCAGUGCGGAAUGGUGGGGGUCAACACCGGGACCCUCUCCUCCUGCGAAGUGCCCUUUGGGGGAAUCAAGGCUUCGGGGAUGGGCCGAGAGGGCUCUGCUUUGGCCCUAGACGAUUACACGAGCACCAAGUUUGUAGCAAUUCAGACGGGCCUGUAG